AUGCCCCAUAUUAAACAGAUUGCUACUGGCAGGCGUAAGCCUAAUAUGACCAGAAAAGAGUUCUUUGAUCAUCGAUUCCGUAUCCAUGGAAGUAUCUCUGACGCUAUAGAGGAUAAGGACCAGAAACCUUAUAAGUACAUACAGACCCAGGUCUUUGACUCGGCCUUUGGAUCACGUCCUGGCGGUCCCUUGAACGCCAAUCACAAUUGGGUUGGAAGAGACGAUACCACAGAACUCUUCUUUCGAGACUGGGACCAUGUCCAGAAAUGCUUCUCUAGCGACUAUGUGAAAACAACUAUCGCACCAGAUGGACCUUUCUUUGCAGAUUUCGAAACCAGUGUUGUUCUCAUGGCAUAUGAGAAGACCAUUCCACUGCAAACCCAGGCUGCUAAAAAGCGAGCUGAGCUGGUAUCCGACGCUAUUAAACCCGGCGACUCUACUGUUGCCAUGUACUUCAUUUCCACGCCAGAUGACAGGCAGGACGGGGAGAGCCUGGAGCAGACGGUGACCCCUCGCUUAGUUGACGCAAUCAACUCUUGCUGCCAGGAUCAAGUCUGGGGGCUAAUUUGCAACGUCGGUGCUGUUUCUGACCAGUUCGACUUGAACUCGUAUUUUGGCGGCGCAAACAUGCCCCAAUACGCACUUGUCUACAAACUCUUUCUUGCCGGCCCUGAAUCGGUUCCGCUGGUAAGGAAGGCCCAGGCACAGUUUGAGAAGGAUGCUCAGUCCAGUGUGGAUUUGAAUAAAUCCUUCAUUUUAUUCUCACAAGAGGCCCUUGUUAUGAACGUCACAGAGGGCGUCAGGUUCAACCGCAAUCGUCAGUCGGUCUUUAAAGACUUGCCUGGCUCAUCUCAUCUUGAUUAA
Fusarium mangiferae is the source of this 864-nucleotide messenger RNA. RefSeq lists its product as uncharacterized. The coding region runs from base 1 to 864 and encodes 287 amino acids. The record is from RefSeq and is a predicted model, not a curated record. Lineage: Eukaryota; Fungi; Ascomycota; Sordariomycetes; Hypocreales; Nectriaceae. Gene Ontology annotation, molecular function: oxidoreductase activity. The transcript has 3 exons.